AUGCACUGCUCCUUCAAUAACUCAAUGUGCAACAGCCUGGCCGGCCUUACGGAUGACACACCCUUUGACACCCUGUGUUAUCGACUAUCUAACCGAAUCGCCAAUACUAAUUCCUUACGCGAUGCAUUACAACAUCUUAAUUCCCGGAAGCUUCGCCAGGCCGAGUCAAUCACCAACCUGGUUUAUGACAUCAAGCGCCUAACCACCGCCGCCUUUCUGACGAUCGAUGGGGCCAACAACGAAAACCCUGUCAUACGGAGACGCUCCCGGACCCUGAAUUAG
Messenger RNA from Dibothriocephalus latus, 282 nucleotides. Lineage: Eukaryota; Metazoa; Platyhelminthes; Cestoda; Diphyllobothriidea; Diphyllobothriidae. The record is from the annotation of a GenBank genome assembly.